Messenger RNA from Lottia gigantea (owl limpet), 516 nucleotides. RefSeq lists its product as hypothetical. The coding region runs from base 1 to 516 and encodes 171 amino acids. Lineage: Eukaryota; Metazoa; Mollusca; Gastropoda; Lottiidae. The transcript has a single exon. The record is from RefSeq and is a predicted model, not a curated record.
AUGAAUAAUGAAAAUUAUCGCAGCAAUCUUCUUUCCGUGGACAACCUACAGAGACCUCGAGCAAACUCGGAUCCUGGUAUUUUUACGUUACCAGAAAUAAUAGUCCAAGACUGUUCAUCUGGAGAUGCCGUGACCAAGAAACUGUCCGAAAUAGAGGAUGAUGAUUACUUUUCUUUUAAUGCGUGUAUGAGACCAAGAUCUAAUACAUGUCCAGAAGAUCUAUUCCACCAACGCCCAGAGAGGCCCGGAACACCUCCUCCAAUACUGGAAAAGAGACAUCAGCGGCACGGUCGUUUCAAUUUCGUGUCGCCUUCUAAGACCUGUGUGUCAUUUGCCCAUCAUAACCUUUCUAACAUAUCUGAAGAUGAGGGUCCAGAAACUGUUAUCAAAUAUUCCGCUAAACGUCAGCUCAAGUCUGGAGUUACAGAGCAGAUGGAAAACAAAUUCAACAAAGAGUUUGAAAUAAAGCUAAAUUUAAAAGGAACUAGACAAGAAUUAAAUUUCGAGAAUUCGUGA